Messenger RNA from Mya arenaria, 2026 nucleotides. RefSeq lists its product as uncharacterized. NCBI's taxonomy places the organism in Eukaryota, Metazoa, Mollusca, Bivalvia, Myida, Myidae. The record is from RefSeq and is a predicted model, not a curated record. The transcript has 4 exons. The coding region runs from base 202 to 780 and encodes 192 amino acids.
UGUAAACAAACUAAACAUGUGAUUGCAGGACCUUUUAUCUUGUACAAAUUAACUGAUCAUGAUAUAUCAAUAUUGUCACGCAAGGGGUUUAUUUUAAUUAUAACAAGAGCAGAAUAAUUUAGCAGAUUAAGUUUUAAUUCAUUUAAAAACAACACCACACAACUCUGCUGAACAGAAUUGAUAAAGCACACUUACCAGAUUAUGCAGUCAGACCCCACCAUAAUGAAAGCAGCUGUAGGGGACACGACCCUGACUCAGGAUAACAAAGUGUCUAACCAGGACAACACUUCAGAUGCCUUAUUUGAGAAACUGUACCAUUAUGACUUCCAUGAGAACAAGAAAUUUAUGGAUGGUUGGAGAAAGGUCAAAGAAGCAAUUCCUCCACAGAAAAUGAAAGAGUCUUUCAUCAAAGCUCAAGUUUUCUUUUUUUCAAGAGAAUUGGAACCAGUCGAUUAUCAGAAGUAUUGCAAAUGGCUAGAGGAUAAUGAAAGAAAUGUAGAAGAAACUGCUUCUUACAAAACAUGUAUGGAAGAGAAUACAAGUUUAGCAGAUGUUACGAAACCAAAAACUAAUGACACAAGUAGCAACAAGGAAGACAUUGAGGGUGAAGUUAUGGAGCCAAAACAUCCAGAAAACUUUCUUGAGUUGGUAGAAAUGAUUCAGAAGGGGAUUAAACUGCCUGGUACUGAGGAAUUAGACAUACAGCCCCUGAAUGUGGAGCCCACACCCAGUGAUAAACUGCCACCAGCGAAACCGUGGGAAGUGGAUCUUCAGACUUGACAAGUUUUUUAUCAGUUAAUUACCAAUGUCCAUGUUAGAACAAUGUGCUAACUUUGAUAUCUUGUCUGACAUGAGAAAAUUAUGUUAUAUACAUGAAUACAGGCUCAUGGUUUCAAGUGAAAUAGUUAUCACUUAUUUUAAAGAGUGGAUGUAGCAUGUAGCAGACACUUGAAUGUGAAUUUCGCUACACGAUUAUGUAGUUGUGCAAAUCUAUUGAUGAAGUACUAUGGUAUAGAUAAUUGGGUUAAAUCUUGCCACACAGUUGCUGUCUUGUUAUUGUUCUAUGUUUUUGACUUGUAUUCACGAAACUUUACAUUGGCACUGCUCAAAAUUGUUUACAUGAACAUACAUGAACAUUGACUAUCCAUUGUUCUUAUAGUUUAAAGAAGAAAGAUGAUAGUCCUGGUUGGUGUUAAUCAAGGUUUAGGUGAAGCUGGUACCAUGCCCCAUGUUUAUGAAUAGUCACAAACUUGCAAUUUUAGACCCAUAUCUACAACAAAGACAGUUUUAGCUAGAGGGUUAUAGAAAAGUGCUUCACCGUGCCAUUAAAACUUGUACUAUGGUUAUAAAAUAGAAAUGUAUACAAAAUUUAACAUAUUUUGUUGUUGAAACCUUAAAUUACAUUUGUUAAACACAAUUCCUAAUAUUUUCUGUUAAAUAUCAUUAUGUUCAUUGUCUUCAUGGCCAAAUACAAUACAGUGCCCCUUUUCCCCUAAGCAACCUGUCCCUUUUUUGCUGCACUCUGCCCUUCUGAAACCCUUGCUUAAACUUUUAACUUUCAUUCUAGAAUUGAAAAUUUUAAACCUAUAGAUUCUAUUAAUUUACAAAUUAUUUUAAAUGCUAGAAAAUGAUGUCAUGAAUAUUUACCUUUGCGAAAUCGACCAAUACCAAUACUGAUACUUAAAAUUCACAAAAAAGGAACCUUGCCAAAAAUAAAACAAUCUGAAAGUUAAAAAAAAGUUAUCUCCUGCAAACAAGAGGUUCAUGACUAUAAGUACCUUCCAUGGCCGAGAGACAUAGGUUUAUCCCAACCCACCUCAGUUAAACAAAAUUAAGUAAAAAUGUAUAUUUGUGGAACUCUUUUGUGCGUAGUGAUAAUAAAUGCGAUAUGUGAUAAUUCGUGUUUGUCAUGGAUAUGCGUGCAGUGAUUCAGAUUAUGUUAAUAGUCACAUCAGUCUUUAAAUAGUUCUGAGGAGAGUGAAGCAUUAUUUCUUGCCACAAGACAAGGUUUCUAUGAUGCUACAGA